GAGGAGGAGGAGGAGGAGGAGGAGGAGGAAGAAGAAGAGGGAAAGCAAAGAGGGGGAGGAAAAAGACGCACACUAGGACCCAGAAAAUAGUCCUGCCUUCCAGAUUUUCUCACUGGAUGCUUUGCUACGGUCUUCCUUCCGAGAUGCACUGCCCCUAAGACAGGGGGGUCCAGCUUUGGAGCAGAGGAGGGGGGAAAGGACAGAAGAGAGAGACACCCCCCCCUCAACCCCAAUUUUUGCUUUCUGGAAUUUGGAGCUGGCUUGGAGGCACCCCAAAAAUGCCAGCUUGGUCUUUGCCCUUUUAAUUCCUCCGCUCCCUGGCGCUGGGUGGCUGGACCAGCGGCCCUGCUUGCAAAUUCUCUCUUUGGAUCCCAGCCGUGAUGUGAGGCUAAGAGAAACAUAAUCCAGACACAUGGAAGAGCGGUCCGGAAGUCAGAAAUGGCGCCGUCGACACGAAGGAAAAGGCCCUGCCAGCUGUGCCCUGGCUUUCAUUCAAAGGAGACAUCCCGCCAUGGUGCUCAGGUUAGAGUGACUGAAUUUCCCACCUAAACUUCGGAUACCACAAUGAAAAACCACCAGAGCCCACACGCCAUCGUCCUGGUGAUUCUCUUCGCCUUGUUUAUGCUGCUGAUCAUUUACAAUUCCAACAGCCGCAACGAAGCCCUCCGCUACUCCGCUUUGCAGGCCAAGACCCCGCUGCCCUCCAGCCUCAAGAAGUGGGGGGUGAAAGGCGAAUACCUGCCUGUUCCCGGAGGGAAGCCCUUAGUUCAGCAUUGCAAGCAGUGUGCCCUCAUCACCAGUUCCAGUCACCUCCUGGGCAGCAAACUGGGCAAAACCAUCGACCAGUCGGAAUGCACCAUCCGCAUGAAUGACGCGCCCACCACGGGCUUCUCGGAGGACGUCGGGAACAAGACCACUUUCCGCGUCGUGGCUCACUCCAGCGCCUUCCGGGUCCUGAAGAGGCCGCAGGAAUUCAUCAGCAAGACCCCGGAGAACAUCUUGAUUUUCUGGGGUCCUCCGCUCAAGAUGCAGAAGAGCAUCAUCAAACUCAUCGAACGAGUCAGCCUCAGUUUUCCCAACAUGACGGCCUUCGCGGUUUCUCCCAAGCGCAUGCAACAGUUUGACGAAUUGUUCCGGAAAGAGACGGGCAAGGACAGGCAGACUUCACGGUCCUGGCUGAGCACCGGAUGGUUUACCAUGGUGAUUGCGGUGGAAUUGUGCGACAAACUCCAUGUUUACGGGAUGGUGCCUCCCAGCUACUGCACUAAGACCCCUCCCCACCGACUGCCCUACCACUAUUACGAGCCCAAAGGACCCGACGAAUGCACCACUUAUAUCCACAACGAGCGCAGCCACAAAGGGAAUCAUCACCGGUUCAUCACCGAGAAACGGGUUUUCGGCAGAUGGGCCAACCUCUACAACAUCACUUUCUCGCACCCCGAGUGGAAAUAGGGCAACGAGGAGACACACACACCCCCCACAAGUGCCAAAACCAGGAUCCUGCGGAGCCCCCCCCUACCCCCCCCAAAUGGUCCUGGACUGCUGAGUAUUAAGUUUCCCAUUGUGCCAUAGAGAAGCACCCUGGGGCAUUGUGGGAAAUUAGAAGUCCAGUGAGCUCACAGCUGGAUGGAAAGCCAACUCAGCCUCUUGCAAGGUUACU
Pseudonaja textilis is the source of this 1660-nucleotide messenger RNA. NCBI's taxonomy places the organism in Eukaryota, Metazoa, Chordata, Lepidosauria, Squamata, Elapidae. The record is from RefSeq and is a predicted model, not a curated record.